AUGGCAUCAUCAUCAAAUGGUGGUGUUCCACCGGGGUUUCGAUUUCAUCCAACAGAGGAAGAGCUUCUUCAUUAUUACUUGAAGAAGAAGCUUUCAUUUCAUAAGUUUGAUAUGGAGGUUAUCAGAGAGAUUGACUUGAAUAAGAUUGAGCCAUGGGAAUUACAAGAGAGGUGCAAUAUUGGAUCGACGCCGCAGAAUGAGUGGUACUUUUUCAGCCAUAAGGAUAGGAAGUAUCCAACAGGUUCAAGGACAAACCGGGCAACAAAUGCGGGGUUUUGGAAGGCGACAGGGAGGGACAAGUGCAUAAGGAACAGCUUCAAGAAAAUUGGUAUGAGGAAAACCCUUGUGUUUUAUCGAGGAAGAGCUCCACAUGGACAAAAAACUGAUUGGAUUAUGCAUGAGUACAGACUUGAAGAUGCUGACCAAAAUCAAACUGAGGAUGGCUGGGUGAUAUGUAGGGUAUUCAAGAAGAAAAACCUCUUCAAAAUAACUGGAAAUGAGGCAGCCUCAUCAAGCCAUCACCACCACCAACCAACCAACAACUUCACACACAAAGACAAUCAUGAUCAUAGUCCUUAUCUACUACACCAAUUACCACAACACCAUGACCAACAUGACUUAAACUAUUCCCAAAUCCCAAUUGCUACUACUCUGGCUCCACAUGAGUACUAUUCACACAACAACAACAACAUUGAAGUAGCACAAAACUUGAUCAAGUCAACAUCACUGGGAUAUCAUCAUCAUCAUCAUCAUCAUCCUCAUGAAUUCUCAUCGUCAGGCGCUGAUCAAUCAGCGCCUUGUGAGUCUGGCUUAGAAGUAGCAAGCAGUAAUGAUCAUCAAUGGGGAAUUAAUAUUGAUUCAUCUAAAGUUUCAUUAGGGAUGGGAUUUGAAUCUAAUCAAAUCAAUCAUCAACUUCCUAUGCGUGGAGAAAUGGACUUUUGGAGCUAUGGAAAAUAA
This is a messenger RNA of Solanum verrucosum, 957 nucleotides long. Its product is annotated as protein BEARSKIN2. Gene Ontology annotation, biological process: regulation of DNA-templated transcription. The transcript is spliced from 3 exons. Gene Ontology annotation, molecular function: DNA binding. The record is from RefSeq and is a predicted model, not a curated record. Lineage: Eukaryota; Viridiplantae; Streptophyta; Magnoliopsida; Solanales; Solanaceae. Bases 1 to 957 code for a protein of 318 amino acids.